AUUGUUUUUUUAUUCCUUUCUUCCGUUUUAAAACUGUGCAAUGUUUUUAACGCUAUGUAGGCUCUUUGGGGCAAAAGUUUUUUUAUUGCCCGUUCUCUGGUUCAAGAGCAGAAGGUUUGAUGGUUAGAAUGUAAGUGUGUCUUUAAGUUACCAUGGGUCUACGUGGAAUAAUCCUACUCAAUAUAAUAGGUAUAAUAGGUAAUGUCAAGGUCGCCUCGUUUCAAGACAACACAAUCUACACAAGCCUUUCCUCCAGGUUGAACAAAUCACCAAGUGGUGUUGCUAAAUUAGCCACCAUUAUUUGCGAAGUGACCAGUGUGAUUCAGCCACCUCCACCCCCAACGUUUCUCACAUCUCUGUCCAUUGAAAGAAAAACGCAUGAAACGUAUAUCGACUCUGACGAAUACGGUGAAUCAGUCUCAACAAUAGGACAUUAUGAAACUCUGUGUCAGUUAGAGCGAUCAAAGUCUAGUGGUGAAUUUAAUUUAAGCAAAUUUUUUCCACCAUCCAAGAAAUGGACAGCUGAAUACGAGAUAAAUUCUUUGAAUAUGACUACAAUAAGUCUCAAUCUAACACUAACAGACAUUCAAUGCCGAGAUUCAGGCCCGUAUCAGUGCAUAACGGCAGUUGCGGACGAGACUGAGUUACGUAAAAUGUCCGCUGUGAACUUAACAACUUCAGCUCCGAUAAUCAUUGACUUGAAUUUGGAACCGAAUAAUGAAAAUGGCAAGCGCUCAGCUAAAAUUGAACUCGGACUAAAUGUUACAUUGACCUGCAAUAUUAAAGGACAACUAGACCUAAAAAUAUUUUGGGAAUUCGCAAAUCGGUCAUCGGAUGAGGAAUUCUAUCUAAAGGAAUUUAUAUCUAAGGCUGGGAAAAAAUGGGUUAGCGAAGCUGGCUGCGUGGUCAGGUCCUACACAUCUGAGAUUCACAAAACAGUACAGCGAUACGAACAUGGAGCCACAUAUCACUGUUGUGUGAUGAACAGCGAAGACAAGCUAAUAGCGAGAGAACAAUUCACUAUUUGGAUUAAAGAUUUGCCUGACCAGAAUAGAGACCAAAGAGACGACAGUGACAACCAUAAUGGAAAGGUCUUGUUUACAUUCCUGUAUAUGAAACAACAUUUAGCCUUUCUUCUUACUAUUUAUAUCUUUGUAACUGACUAAGAAUAUAUAGAGGAUUUAAAAAUUAUUUUUUUUUAGAAAUGUUAUGAAAAAUUAUGAAAUCUGUUGUGGGGGAGGAAACAUUCUUAGGGCACACUGGUCACUUGAAUUUUGCCCCCAAACGGAUUUCUUGCAUAAAGGCUAAAUACACAUUAUUGCACAAUUGUCAAUUUCUCAUGUAUAAUUUGUUGCUGAUAGUUUGGAAUCGAAAUUCACGUUUCGUUGUGGCGAUUUUUUUUUAUAUUUCCUUUUGCAUUCUUAAUGUUUUAAUUACUAACUUCACGCAGGGCUGCAAGAAAAUACAAUUUUUAGUUUCACUGGUGCUUAGUCAUGUAAACUCAUUAAUUUUUAAAAUAUCUCAUCAUACCUGUAACACACUAAAGCUAAUCCAACAUUAAAAAAAAAUUAUAAUUCGUUUGACAUAACAUUUGUUAGGAAGGAAACUCUUUUUUUUUUACUAGUGUACUAUUUUUCAUAACAGUUUUAAUUUCAUUUUAUUUUAUCUAGCUCACUAAGUAUUAUUAACAACAUAAUUAAAUUGUAUUUAGUUGUGUAUAUUCAUUAUUAUUGCUUGUAUUGUAAUUUUAUUGAUAUUUCCAUUUUUUUUUUUUAUUUCAAAAAAAUUAUAGUAUUCUAAUCUUUGAGGACCAGUGCUUUAUUACCCAUGCACCAAUUGUUCUUCUAAUUAAAAAUUUGCCACCAAGACUUGGAGUCAAUCUGAGUACCUUGAAGAAUAUUGAACAUAUAUGUAGAAACAGCUACCUAUUUAGACCAUCUUAAUUUAGACCCAAUCGACCCAAUGGUCCAAGUGAAAAAAGACGAAGCGGUUGAAUUUGUUUUGUAAGAGUUGUGUUUAGUCUGGAAAUAGUGCUCUGUCUAUUUGGCACAAGAGGGUUAAUUGUAGAGGAAAAAAUUCGACAUGAAAAAAAUAACUUUACUGUAUUAUCUCAUAUCUAAAUAUUUGCAUUGAAAUUAUACAAUUGUCAAUUCAAUAUGUACUGGUACUGAUAAAAAUAUAUCAACAUUUUAGCAGUUUUAAAUAAGGUAAAUAGUUUAAAUAAUAUCGCAUAAUGAUCAGGAUAAACAUAAGGGCUAAUUAACGUUAAUUAGACACAUGGACAUUGUGGGGUUUUCGUCAAAUUUGUAAUGAAUUGUAACAACAAACUUCUUCAAAUUUGAAUCUGGCAUUAGUAGCCUUAGUUUGAUCAUGAUCAUUUUUUAAAAAAUAAAAUCGCUUUCUUGUAUCUUUGUUUGGUUCAGAGUUUCAGGAAUAAAUUUGGACCACAUUUUUUAUCUUGGAAAUGCUCAAAACUAAGCAAUUAAUUUUAAAUGCGAUCGGGAGUGUGGGAAGUUUAAAGAGUUUAUUUUCCCUUUCAAAUCUUGCAAGCUAUAGGACAGAUGAUGUUAAAGACAUCCGUUUCUUUGGCCAACGGAUAAAGACUAGGGACCCAUGUGGUCAGUACAAUAGUGCAACGACCAAUAACCUUUACUUUCCCAAACAAUAGUCGGGUAUCAUUAUAAUUGGCUGGACCCGGGAGGGGGGAGGAAGGGGGCGCUUUAAAAUUACAAAUUUCUAAAUCAAAGUCUUCACCAAGAUUCGAACCAAGGACCCCAGGUUCGGAAGCCAAAUGAUUAAUCAUUUAGCGCCCCCUAACUAUGCACUACUGUUCGCGCACGCUUUAUAAAUUGGCCACCUCUGAUCUAAAAGCAAAAUGUAUAUUUUUAAAUUGUUUAAUAAAUGUGAAAGCUUGUUAUAUCAUGCCUUGUGGGGGGGGGGGUGUGUUCAAAACCAUUAGUCUUGUAUUAAUGACUAUUGUUUUCUGUGCUAAUCAAGCACAUUUAAAUAUUUUAUAACAGUUUUAAGGUUUAAAUAGUUUAACUUUGAAUUAACAAUGUUUCAUUAAAGUUUUAAGAUUAA
Messenger RNA from Biomphalaria glabrata, 3081 nucleotides. RefSeq lists its product as uncharacterized. The record is from RefSeq and is a predicted model, not a curated record. NCBI's taxonomy places the organism in Eukaryota, Metazoa, Mollusca, Gastropoda, Planorbidae. The transcript has 6 exons. Bases 153 to 1166 code for a protein of 337 amino acids.